AACAUCCGCUUCCGAAGAAUUCUAGAAAGUUCGAGACUCGACUCGCCCCCCCGUCUGUCCGAGCGUUCCUCCAUAAGAGCGGAGACGAAACUUCGAGUGCUACAAGUAGCGUCUGUCUUCUUCCACUCACCAGGUGAGUGCUGUUGCACUGGUUUUAAGGUGCCACCAUGGUUCGUGAAACUGGUUACUAUGACCUCUUGGGUGUCAGCCCUAAAGCCUCACUGGAUCAAAUUAAAAAGGCCUACAGAAAACUUGCACUGAAAUAUCAUCCUGACAAGAAUCCCAGCGAAGGAGAGAAGUUCAAGCUUAUUUCUCAAGCAUAUGACGUGCUGUCAGAUCCAAAGAAGAGAGACCUGUAUGACGAAGGAGGGGAACAAGCGAUUAAAGAGGGCGGAAUGGGUGGAGGAUCUUCCCCAAUGGACAUUUUCAACAUGUUCUUUGGAGGCGCAGGAAGGAUGCAGAGAGAGAGGAGAGGGAAGAAUCUUGUCCAUCAGCUCAGUGUUGCCCUGGAAGAACUGUACAAUGGUGCUACUAGAAAGCUUGCUCUCCAGAAGAAUGUUAUUUGUGAAAAAUGCAAUGGAUAUGGUGGUAAGAAAGGUACCCUGGAGAAGUGCUCUGGCUGUAAAGGAAGAGGAGUCCAGAUCAAGGUGCAACAGAUUGGACCAGGCAUGAUCCAGCAGAUCCAAAGUAUUUGUCCAGAAUGUCAGGGACAGGGUGAGAAAUUCAACUCAAAAGACCGCUGUAAGAACUGCAAUGGGCACAAAGUGGAACGCAAGAAGAAAAUUCUUGAAGUUAACAUUGACAAAGGUAUGAAAGAUGGUCAGAAUAUUACAUUCCAUGGAGAAGGUGACCAGGAACCGGGCCUGGAGCCAGGUGAUGUAAUUAUUGUGCUGGAUCAGAAGGAGCAUGACGUUUUCAUGAGAAAAGAUGAGAAUUUGAUAAUCAAGAUGAACAUUAACCUCGCUGAGGCCUUGUGUGGUUUUAAGAAGACCAUCUGCACACUGGACAACAGAAUGCUCAUCAUCAGCUCACAGCCAGGUGAGGUUAUCAAGCACAACGACUGGAAAUGUGUUCAAAAUGAAGGAAUGCCACUUUACAGGAACCCAUUUGAAAAAGGGCAACUUCUUGUUCAGUUCCAGGUUGAAUUUCCAGAAAAGCACUGGCUUCCAGAGCACCUGAUGUACCAACUAGAAAGACUUCUUCCUCCCAGGCAGGAUGUGAUGAUUACAGACGACAUGGAGGAGGUGGAUCUCUGUGAAGUGGAGGAGCAGUCACAACAGACACGUUACAGCCGUGAAGCAUAUGAGGAAGACAACGAGGGACCCAGGACGGGGGUUCAGUGUCAGACACAAUGAAUGCAAUCUGAUAGACGUUGUACACUUGGGAUGGGUUUUUUUUUUUUCUUUUUCCCCCCAUCAAUCCGUCAACUUCAGUGUUUCUCCACAGUUACUCCUGUGUUCAUUUUUUCAACCUGGUUUAAAUGAAUGAUAAACAGUUUCUGUUCCAAAUAAAACUUGAUUUGUGACGAUUUUCUUUAUUAAGUAUAUUUUACAUUACAAAAUUUUCACUAGAAAGUAAGACAUCUUUUAUAGUUGGUAUCAUGUACUUUAUGUAUCUUAAGAUAUUUUAUAACUUGCCAUUAUUUAAUCAUAAUCAAUGAAAAAUG
Molecule: messenger RNA, 1666 nt
Organism: Thalassophryne amazonica
Lineage: Eukaryota; Metazoa; Chordata; Actinopteri; Batrachoidiformes; Batrachoididae
Gene: dnaja
Product: DnaJ heat shock protein family (Hsp40) member A
Exons: 8
Coding region: 168-1355 (395 amino acids)
Biological process (GO): response to heat; protein refolding
Cellular component (GO): cytoplasm; cytosol
Molecular function (GO): Hsp70 protein binding; ATP binding
Source: RefSeq, a predicted model, not a curated record